Hibiscus syriacus is the source of this 512-nucleotide messenger RNA. Its product is annotated as transcription factor PRE6-like. Bases 160 to 441 code for a protein of 93 amino acids. Gene Ontology annotation, biological process: regulation of DNA-templated transcription; regulation of growth. Lineage: Eukaryota; Viridiplantae; Streptophyta; Magnoliopsida; Malvales; Malvaceae. Gene Ontology annotation, molecular function: protein dimerization activity. The transcript is spliced from 2 exons. The record is from RefSeq and is a predicted model, not a curated record.
UUCCUCCAUUUCUUCAUCUCUUCCAUCUAACAUUACUCCAUUUUUCAUUUUUUCUUCUUCUCAACCCCACAACAUUUUCCAUUUAUACACCUCCCAUUUGCAUUUCCACCUUGGUGAAUACACCAAGAAAUACAAAGCAGAUUGGUGUUCAUUUCCACGAUGUCGAACCGAAGGUCGUCGAGGCAGUCGGGUGGAGGCGUUUCCCGGAUUUCCGAUGAUCAGAUAAUUGAACUUGUCUCCAAGUUAGGGCAGCUUCUUCCGGAGAUCCGCAAUAGCCGAUCUGACAAGGUAUCAGCGUCCAAGGUUUUACAAGAGACAUGCAAUUACGUUAGAAGCUUGCAUAAGGAGGUGGACGAUCUAAGCGACCGACUCUCUCAGGUCUUGGCUACCAUUGAUGCCGAUAGUGCCGAGGCUGCUAUAAUUAGGAGUUUACUUAAGUAAUAAUAAACCAAAUUAUUAUUAGGGUAAAAUACACAAAUGUUAUCGAUUAUAGAGUGUUGUUUUGUUGAGUC